Molecule: messenger RNA, 7189 nt
Organism: Carcharodon carcharias (great white shark)
Lineage: Eukaryota; Metazoa; Chordata; Chondrichthyes; Lamniformes; Lamnidae
Gene: git1
Product: G protein-coupled receptor kinase interacting ArfGAP 1
Exons: 20
Coding region: 105-2363 (752 amino acids)
Biological process (GO): regulation of ARF protein signal transduction; brain development
Molecular function (GO): protein binding; GTPase activator activity
Source: RefSeq, a predicted model, not a curated record
GGGGUCAAGUGCUGGAUAUAAAUAAACAGAGAAGGGAGUGAGAAUAAUAAUUAUCCCCAAAAAAAAUAAAACCCCUUUCCUUCCCCCCCCCCCCAAAAAAAAAAAUGUCCCGAAAGCUGAGGCCCAACGAAGUGUGCGCCGACUGCAGCGCCUCAGAUCCUGGUUGGGCAUCGAUUAACCGUGGAGUACUAGUUUGUGAUGAAUGUUGCAGUGUUCACCGUAGCCUUGGUCGACACAUUUCAAUGGUGAAACACCUCCGGCACAGCUCAUGGUCUCCAACUCUCUUACAUAUGGUGCAGACCUUAGCAAGUAAUGGAGCCAACUCAAUCUGGGAACACUCACUGCUUGAUCCAGCCCAAGUGCAAAGUGGACGGCGCAAACCAAACCCUCAGGAUAAAGUACACCCUACCAAGGCAGAAUUCAUACGAGCCAAGUAUCAGAUGUUGGCAUUUGUCCACAAACUGCCUUGUCGUGAUGACGAUGGUGUUACCACAAAGGACCUGAGUAAGCAACUGCACUCCAGUGUCCGCACAGGGAAUCUGGAGACAUGUCUCAGGCUACUGUCCCUGGGGGCACAGGCCAAUUUCUUUCACCCGGAAAAAGGUACCACUCCCUUGCACGUAGCUGCUAAAGCGGGACAAAUACACCAGGCUGAACUUCUGGUUGUCUAUGGUGCAGAUCCUGGAGCACCUGAUGUUAAUGGCAGAACUCCCAUAGAUUAUGCCAGGCAAGCAAAUCACCAUGAUCUCGCUGACAGGCUGGUGGAGUGUCAAUAUGAACUUACAGAUAGAUUGGCAUUUUACCUUUGUGGACGGAGGCCAGAUCACAAAAAUGGGCAUUAUGUCAUUCCCCAGAUGGCUGACAGUAGUUUGGACUUGUCAGAACUGGCUAAGGCUGCCAAAAAGAAACUUCAAGCACUGAAUAACCGCCUUUUUGAAGAACUUGCAAUGGACGUUUAUGAUGAAGUUGAUCGACGUGAGAAUGAUGCAGUGUGGCUGGCCACCCAGAAUCAUAGCACAUUAGUGACUGAGCGCAGUGCUGUGCCCUUUCUUCCAGUCAAUCCAGAAUAUUCUGCAACUAGGAACCAGGGACGACAAAAACUUGCCAGGUUUAAUGCCCGGGAGUUUGCAACCCUGAUUAUUGACAUUCUUAGUGAUGCAAAGAGAAGGCAGCAUGGAAAGACACUAGGUAGUCCAAUUGAAAAUAUUGACUAUCUUCUGCGGAACCAAAAUGAUCGUCCUGACAGUGACUUUGGUGAUGAUCAGCAUGAUUACGAUAGUGUAGCUUCUGAUGAGGACACAGACGCUGAGUUGCACCGAAACGCAUCAUCAGCCAGAAACAACCGGGCAAAGAGCAUGGAUUCAUCCGACUUAUCAGAUGGCCCCAUAACACUGCAGGAGUAUUUGGAGGUGAAAAAAGCUUUGGCUGCAUCUGAGGCCAAGGUUCAGCAGCUAAUGAAAGUAAAUAACAAUCUAAGUGAGGAACUGCGCAGACUUCAAAUGCAGAUUAAUAAAUUGCAGACAGAGAAUGCACAAAUGAAACAACAAACUCCUAGUCUGCAUCCGUCACCAACUACCAGUGACCGCCAGGACCUUGCCCCCCAUGCAAGUGCAAGUAGGCGUGAUCGGCAAGCCGUGUCCAUGUAUGAAACCAGAUCUGGACAGAAAUCCUUUGGACAAACUACUGAUGACAUUGCCACAAGACCUCAGCCUUUGGAUUGCAAUAUUCGCAGGGGUGUCUCCGUGACCUCUGUACCUUUUCCCUUCUCUCCGCUGCACUCCUGUUCACAGGACUGCGGCAGAUCCGUGGUUAAGUACCAUCUCAGUUGGGCUCAAGUCUCCAAACUGGACAAACGUGGCAGUGGAACAGACAGUGAUUAUGACAAUACCCAGACCAAUGAGCUGCCACUGGGUAUUGCUGAUGGGAAGAUGGGAAGGGAUGAUGACUUCCACCUAGAGUAUGAUGAGCAUGAGGGCGAGCUAGAUCCAAGCCUUCCUAGUACAGAGGAUGUAAUCCUUAAAACAGAACAGGUCACCAAAAACAUCCAGGAGCUUCUGCGAGCUGCACAGGAGUGUAAGCAUGAAAGUUUUGUGCCGUGUUCUGAAAAGAUUCACUCGGCAGUCACUGAAAUGGCUUCUCUCUUUCCGAAGAAGCCUGCCCUGGACACAGUUCGGUGCUCUUUGAGAUUGCUAAACGCGAGUGCCUUCCGACUGCAAUGUGAGUGCAGGAAAACAAUUCCACCGGAGCCGGGUGCACCUGUUGACAUACAGUUGCUCACACAGCAAGUCAUCCAAUGUGCCUAUGACAUUGCCAAGGCAGCCAAGCAACUGGUUACCAUAACAACCCGUGAGAAAAAACAAUGAUAAAGCACUUCAUUCACAUUCCUUUUUUGGAGUACGUUUGGGAGAUUAAAACAUGCAUCUUUCUUCAAAAGCAAACUGAAAUCCCUGUACAUAUUCUGAUUGAAGUACUGUGGAUUUUUUUUUUCUCUGCAAUAGAUUGUAUUAGCUUUCACAAUAGAUGAAAGCUCCUGGAAAGUUUAAACUUCCAGUUUUGUGGUAGAACUCACCAGUAAUAGUUAAUCAGAAUUGCUACCACUAUAUAAUGACACGGCCAAAACACAAAGUUGCAAUGUGGUGAUAGCCAAUGAUCUUCGACUUUUGACGUUUCAGCAAGAUGUGAAUAUUUACUUUCUCGACCAUCGGGUUAUGUUACACUGGAAUUCUUGACUCUUCUACAAAUAAGUUGUUUUGCGAACGUACCAAGUACUACAUUAUUGGUGAACACUAUGAUGUAAAAUUUCAGUGCAACAAAGGCUUCAUGCAUCCAGUAACUGUUAUAUGAAAAAGAACUGCAAGUAAAGCCACACCUUGAAGAUUGUUGAUAGUUCCUGUAUGAGACCACUUAAGUUUAAUAUGGACUAUCAAUGAGUUACUCACUGAUCCAUUAUGCCAUCAUCUGAGGCUGAAGAACAGUAGAUGUUCUAAAAACCAUUAGAGAAAAUACAAGUAGUGGGGUGCCUUUUUUGUAUAGAAUACUGUGAACCUGUGACUGUAACUGGCAACCAUCAGUACCAUUGCAUCUAUGUGCAUUGUGUGCCUUAUAACAGUUGAAUCUUGUUAAACAGUUGUAUCUCAUAAUGAUGUAGUCUUCACGCUUUGCUUUAGUAGUGGCACUGUUUUUCACAUUGACCAGUCCAAGUAUCAUGAAUCUGUGUCAAAGUGAGUUCAUUGAUAGUUUACUAAAGUACAGUAAUUACUGUGCAAUUGCUCAAAAUGCUAUUUGACCAUGUAUUGGAUGUUCUUCAUAGUUUGAAUGCUGUCCUCUAACACCCAAUGUACAUCAAUAUUUUCUUGGGCCAUAUUACAGGAACUGAUGGGUGCAGCAAUAGUCCCUUUAACACAUGAUUCAUAUUACUUUGGGCACAGAAUGUUGGAGGCAUUUUCAGUUUCCAACAUUCUUAUUGUUUCAGCCUGCUGAAGAUAAUUGUCAUUAGAGUGAGUAGAGAAGACUGGCCUUUACUACACAAGACUUGAGCCUGAUUUAUAUGACACUUGUUCUCACUCUUGGGAUAAGAAUAAUAUCCGUUGUUUCAUUUUAUUUAUGAAAAUUAAAUGGCCAUAUAUUUGCUUCCAAAAAACAUUUUACAAAGAAAAAAACAUCUCCAGCAUUUGUCUUGAAUUGACUUGACAUUUAAUACUGUACAGUAAAAGAAAUACCAUAUAGUAACUGUAAAUGUUUUAAUUGCUGAUUAGUUUGGGCAAUGUGGCCUGGUGAAUUGAUUUAACUUAAUGAUUUCAGCACCCUUAUAUUAACUACCCGCUUGCCAUGUAUUUGUGAGCCACAGACAUGAGGCUUUAUGGUCAUGGAAAAAUUAUCAAUAAGAAAAUUCUAAGUGCAAAGUAGUUAAAGUUGCAGUCUUUAUUUUGUGAGCUGAACAAAAAUCAUAUUACGAAAAGAAAACGGUGAAAAUUGCUCUAUGCAGUUACAGGGAGAUGGAAAUCACAUUGGGAUGCUAGUAUUGCAAUGUUUUCAAAUGCUGGAAAACUGAUUUGAUUAAAAGGGAAUGAUAAUUAGGGAAGGAUUUUGCAGCCCAUAGAUUGGAAGAAACUUGGAUAAACGAGAAUCUUCUGAAGUAUGAGGUAUGCACACUUGCACAGCUUUUUUUUAUUUUUUCCAGCCUUAAUUGAAGUCCUGGGUAUACAGUAUUGGGGUGCUGUUUUGUAUAGAAAAAAAAGUAAAUGUGCAUAGUUUAAUAAUGUUAAACAAAAGGACUUUUUAUCACUAAUCUUGCAAGUUAAUGAUGUAGCUGGUGUAACCAAAACCAUUACGUUGGCACUGGCAGACUCAGUUGCUGAAUUCAGCUUGUGCUAAAUGUAAGAGACAAAGUUGUUUGUCGAAUGAACAUGGAAGCUUUGUGAAUCUUUUUACUUGUUCUUCAUUUGAUAAAGUACUCAUCAAAGUACCGAAAGAUAUACUGACAUUUUAAAAUGUGUUGAUUGUUUUUUCGAACAUUCGGUGAAACACAAAUGAACACUAUGAUAGUUCAAUGAGAAAAAUAUAAAAUUCUGAAAAAGCUGUUGCAGGGUACAAUGCAGGCAAGGCAUGCUGUGCAGUCAGACGGAAUUGAACUUCAUUCCUGGAUACUGUCUCAAAUGCCUUGUAAACUUGACACGAUACUUUAGUAUUUACUGUGGCCUAGGGCAUUUAUAAAAGGAUGGCUCAGAAUGGGUAGGGAGGUAUUAAAUGACAUAAUAAAUGGCAAGAUUCAAUCUGGUGUAAUAGCCUUUUGUUACUAUGUGAAAACUGCCGCUGGGAAAUUUGCAGAAAGCAAGGGAAAGGAUCAAGUGUCAUAGCCUUGUGAUUGCUUCUCAUUGCCCAAUUCAGACUCUUAGUUUGCAAUGCUAAUAUUCUAUGGAUAGCUAACACAUUGUACAACAUUGCCUUCGCUCCAUUCAGUUUUUAUUUGAUUCUGUAAGUAUCAAGUCUUGUUUACAACAGAAGUUAUGAAAUGGAGAAUUUUGAAAUGAAAGUUUCAUAUAAUCCAUAGGUUUUCUCCUAGAACAUUACUACUUAGAAUGCCUUAACCCACUUUACGGCUUUUUUAAAUACACAAAAUGACUAUCAAGUUAUCAAAUGGGCAGUUAACAGUGGUGAAAGAAACUAAUUUCAUUUGUAAUUUCCAUGCACCAUUUAGCGCAUCCAUUGUUGAAAAAAUUACACCUUCCUCAGUCAUAGGUGCAUUUCAGAACUGAGGGUCAGAAAUCUUCACUGUCACAACCUUAAAGAUAGGAUUAAAUAAGAUGCAUCCUGGACAGCAUGGAUUUAUUUGUUCCUUGUUCUAUGUUGAACAGGGACACUAAGCAGUAAGUUGUCAGUAUUGCAUGCUUGAUGCAGGGGAGAAAGUUUGACAACCAGAUAGUCAUGCUGAUGCAGUACAGAGGAGUCAGACUGGGACAGAAGCUGCAGGUGCAUUUGCUGUCUCUUUUUUUAAAAAAAAGUCUGUUAACUGACAAAGUCAAAGUAGUUUGGAAGAUUGGUUAAAUAUAUUUUCUGUUCAGUGAUGUAAUGCACUCAUUUCCUUUGGCUUCUCUGGUGUUGGUGCACUCUGCCUGCAGGGAUUUGUGAAAUUGGUCUCUUGUACACACAAAUAACUGUGCAACCUUCGGGUAAGAUUAGAAUCGCAUGUAAUAUAGCAACCCCUUAUCUCACUGAAGAAAGUUGUGAUUUUAUAUACUCACUGACAUGACUUUACAAGGAUUUGAGGCAGCUCUGAAUGCUGGGAAGUCACAGGAACGUACAACUGUCACCAAGAAAAUCUAUAUAUGGUAAAAUGGGGGUUGGGGGGGGUGCUAAAAGCAGUAAUGUGAUUUGUAGGUUCAGGUAGUAGCUGAUAACUUACAUAGAAGGUUUCCUCUCCACAUUAGCUGAGCUCCUUCACUGCAUAAUCGCCUUGGAAUUCCCUCCUACCAUUCCACAAUUGACAUUUGUUUUUGGAUGGGGAACUGGGUGGAUGGAACAGAGGCAGUGGAUUAAAUUUUAUAUCUGUGUUCUGGGAAUGAAGAAUGUAUCAAAUAAGUUGUACACACUAAAAUAAAACUUUUUUUAAAAAAGGAAUCUUAUCAUGGAAAAAUUAACAUUAUUUUUUAACGCAGUAAUAGCGGAUUUGCCAUAAAAGGUAUUCAAAUGAGGCUAGUAAUUGUUAAUUCAGAAUACAUCUAAAGGAAGUGUGUGCUAUACUAAUGUCGACCAUCCCAUCCAAAUUACAAGUAUAAUCAGUAUUACACCUUGGCAUUGGUUUAAAAAGAACUUGUAUACCAACACAUCGAAUUUUCCUAUAAUCUCCUAAAAGUUACACUCAAGCGACAUAGUAGGAACAUGCUAGAAGAGAUUAGUUCCUACUUGUAACAUUGCAGCACAUGAUUCUAAGGCACUAGAACUCUACCUACAGCAAUUUAAAAUAUUAAUUUUACACUCACCAAAACAAGUUGUAUAUAUUAGAAAAUAAAUCAAUACCUUGGAGUGAGUUCAGUUACAAUCUAAUCCUCUGGGUUCAGAUGCUGUUUAUAAACUGUAUUUCACACAGUUUUAGAAUGUCUUCUGAUGUGACCCCUUUGGGGUCCAGCUUUGUAACUCACUCUUAUUUUGUAUAUUCCAUGACUAAGCCCCAAUGUGUGGUUAAAAAAAUGUUUUUUAAAUCCAAAUGUCUGAUAUCUCAAACAAUUGGUAUUGAGCAUGCACUUUUGAACAAUUGAGUGCUAAAAGUUAUAUUUAACACGACCGUCACUGACCUGCUUAUUGUUUAUGUUGUGCAAUGAAUGCUAACUGUAACUAAUUCCAUUUAGAAAUGCACUCUAUUGUAGCUGGUAGUGGAAAUGUGGUGGUGGGCUUCCUUGUAAACUCAUCUAUUGUACAUUUGUAUUGAAAUAAAUACAUUCAGUUGUGCACAAUGCUUGUUGUAAACUGACUUCUUAAUUUAAUGGGUUAAACAUUAUUCAAACAAAAGUGGAUUUUAUUAGAAUGUGGAGAAAUACUAAACAAUGUAUACUAAUUAUAUACAUCUUAGAUUCAUCUAAUUAUGUUGAGAAAAAAUAUUGAAGGCUGGUGUUAAGAACAUAAAAUUUCUGAUCAAUUUUCUAUUGGAAUGAUGAAAUGUCUUGAAUAAAAGUUUCUGGAUUGUAAAGAGGUA